Molecule: messenger RNA, 906 nt
Organism: Trypanosoma conorhini
Lineage: Eukaryota; Euglenozoa; Kinetoplastea; Trypanosomatida; Trypanosomatidae
Product: fibrillarin
Exons: 1
Coding region: 1-906 (301 amino acids)
Biological process (GO): rRNA methylation; box C/D sno(s)RNA 3'-end processing
Cellular component (GO): small-subunit processome; nucleolus; box C/D methylation guide snoRNP complex
Molecular function (GO): histone H2AQ104 methyltransferase activity; rRNA methyltransferase activity; RNA binding
Source: RefSeq, a predicted model, not a curated record
AUGCGUGGCGGAUUUGGUCGUGGAGGUGGUGGGCGUGGCGGAUUUCGAGGCGGCGGCAGGGGUGCUGCUGGUGCCGCUGGACGAGGCCGUGGAUUUGGCUCACGAGGCGCUGGAAGGGGCGGCCCGGGGCGUGGAGGGCGUGGAGGAGGACGGGGAGGCCGCGGCGGAGGCGCCGGCGCCAAGGUUGUUGUGGAACCUCACAUGCUUCACCCUGGUGUAUUUAUUUCCAAAGGGAAGGCGGAUUCGCUUUGUACCCUGAACAUGGUUCCCGGAGUCUCCGUUUACGGAGAAAAAAGGAUCGAACUAGGGGCAACGCAAGGUGGCGAUGAAAAGAAAGAGUAUCGACUUUGGAAUCCAUAUCGUUCAAAGCUCGCCGCCGCUAUUUAUGCUGGUGUUGGAAGUAUUCAUAUGAAACCCGGCUCAAAGGUUCUUUACCUGGGAGGUGCAAGUGGUACGACGGUGAGUCAUGUAAGCGAUCUGGUGGGACCCGAAGGGAUGGUUUACGCGGUAGAGUUUUCUAACCGCAGCGGUCGUGAUCUCGUGGAUAUGUCGAAACGACGACCAAACAUUGUUCCCAUUAUUGAGGAUGCACGUUAUCCGAUGAAGUACCGAAUGCUUGUACCGAUAGUGGAUUGCAUUUUCAUGGAUGUUGCCCAACCAGAUCAGGCACGUAUUCUUGCCCUAAAUGCCCAGGCAUUUUUGAAGAAUGGAGGACACUACGUCAUUUCAAUCAAGGCGAACUGCAUUGACUCAACCUUGGAAGCUCCGGUUGUGAUUGCGUCCGAAUUGAAUAAACUAAGAAAGGACCGUUUAAAGCCAUUAGAGCAGGCUUCACUGGAGCCAUUUGAGAGAGACCACGCCGUUGUAGUUGGAGUCUAUCGAUCCGUUAAGAAGUCGACCGAAUGA